AUGGUGGAGCUGAUUCAAUCAGUGUUCGUCCGACAUGACUUUUACAGGGGCAAGCUCAUCACUAGAGUCGGGACAGUGAACCCUGUGUGCAACCAGACCAGGGAGCCAGGACCGUGUGGCGGCCACUAUCCUCGCUAUUACUUCGACAACGUGACCAAGACUUGCAAGAAGUUCGUCUACGGAGGAUGUCGGGGCAACGGAAACAACUUCGUAACUAUCGAGGAGUGUAAAAACACCUGCUGGGCUUCCCUGGAGCAGAAUGCUGCGGAGGAGGUUAAUGCCUUCGAAUUUCCACUCCAUCCAUUUGCACCACCUGAAGUGUGUACCUACCCGGCCGACUCGGGACACUGCAAGGCGUACAUGCCACGCUUCUUCUACAACACGGAGACGAAGAAAUGCGAGCAGUUUAUCUACGGAGGCUGCGGAGGCAACGCCAACAACUUCCUCACCUUCGAUGCCUGCGAGAAGAAGUGCCUGAAGGUCUUUGGCGUCAUUCCCCGCGCCUAAGAAAAAGGGAGCAUGUCUAUAGUGGAAGAGGAUGUAUUCGCGAGAAGUGCGACUGCAAUAGCUCCACGAAAAUAAAAGCGUCAAUAGGUACCGGAA
Molecule: messenger RNA, 603 nt
Organism: Rhipicephalus microplus (southern cattle tick)
Lineage: Eukaryota; Metazoa; Arthropoda; Arachnida; Ixodida; Ixodidae
Product: papilin
Molecular function (GO): serine-type endopeptidase inhibitor activity
Source: RefSeq, a predicted model, not a curated record